Molecule: messenger RNA, 1630 nt
Organism: Schistosoma mattheei
Lineage: Eukaryota; Metazoa; Platyhelminthes; Trematoda; Strigeidida; Schistosomatidae
Source: the annotation of a GenBank genome assembly
AUUAAUAUGAGAACUGCUGGUUCCACAAGGCUUACUAUUGUGAAGCGAACACACUUUCUCGGGCUAAAGGUUAUAUGUCCAUACUGAAACAACGAAAAGCCAGUUGGUUUGUGUAAGCUUGGUACGAAAAUAUUGGAUAUUGAGAUAAGUACAUUGUGCUGGUGACUGGCGGAUAUUCGAUUGUACAUCUCGACAGCUGUUUCAAUGGAUAAAGUAAAGCAGUGGUUUACACGAGAUGAUGAUGAACAAGGAAUAUUCACAGACGUCGAAAAUGGUUGUUCGUUGAGCUGGAGUACACGUAUAAAAGCGUUUAUCAUAUGCUUAGUAGUGGGUAUCGUGAUGUCACUAUUGGGAUCCUUAUGUUUGUGGUUGCCUGGAGCAGGUAUCACACUCUUUGCACUGUUUUAUACGCUUGGCAAUAUAUGUUCUUUGGGAAGCACUAUUUUCCUGAUGGGACCCGUAAAUCAGUUAAAGCGUAUGUUUCAGGAGACUAGAAUUUUCGCAGCAGUAAUCAUGCUGGUAUGUUUGGUUCUCACAAUCGUUUUCGCACUACUGGGACUUCGUCUCCUCUGCUUAAUAUUUUGCAUUCUACAAUCGUUGGCGUUGACAUGGUAUUCACUCUCGUACAUCCCUUAUGCUAGGGAUGCAGUGAAACGAUUAUGUUCUUCAUGUGUUGGAUGAAUUCUCUUUAAAUAUAUCAGAUUAUGAAUAAUACUAUUUAUGUAAAAUUACAAAAAAUCGACAACUACAUCAGACUGUUUAUCUUUUUGGUACUGUGUGUAUAACUGAUCUCUGGCGCCUGAAUUUGUAAUAUUCCUCGACUGGUUUGAUGUAUAUUUUUUUUAUCUUUUCAUUUUUGCAAUCUCUUUGAAUAUGACUAUGUUUUUCUUUUUGUUUUUGUUUGUCAUAAACUAAAAAACAAACAAACAAAUGGCAAAUUCCUAUGAAUUAAUCAUUUAUCUCCAUGUGAACAAUUUUUCCUUGUGAUUAACCAGUUUUUAUUGAACGAUCAAUGUGCCUUCAAAACUUUGAACUUUAGAUAUGAACCAAAGAAUAUUAAUUCUUUUUUUUAUAACAUUAUGAUGUGUGAUCUUGUAACGUCAUUAUACCAUGGUAAGUUGUAUUGUUGUGAUAUAAGCUGAAAAGAAAUAUGUUGUUUUAAGUCUUUAUCUGUGAUCAGUCGUGUAGGUUGAACGCUAUAUACGAUUCCUAAGCUAUUCCGGUAACCCGCAGUCUAGAACUACACGGCGACUUGAACUCCAGAGAGAAGAUACAAGUAUGAGAGAAAACACUUUAUUCCAAGGUUCAUCCUUGUACAGAAAAUCAAGGAUAUUUAUAGAUGUUGGCGUCUGUUAAAUGAACAUCAUAUUUCAGUCAAUCCGUUAACGUUAUUUUAUGCUACCGACCAAUGAUAGCACGCCACGCUGGAAUUCUCGAACGUUCCAUCAUACUCUGAUUGGCUAAGACUCUUCGGUUCCUUUUGGGCCUCUUGAGGCUCCGUUGAAGUUCUCCGGAAGCCGACCCAACAAUCUGUUUCUUUGUAUUUUAUGUCAACAACAACAACAACGAAAAAAACUCCGGUUCAAAUCCGAUUGAGUAAAAUUACUUACUUCAUAAGUGUAUAUACUUG